Messenger RNA from Rattus rattus (black rat), 3779 nucleotides. It is a transcript of the gene Mecp2, whose product is annotated as methyl-CpG binding protein 2. The transcript is spliced from 3 exons. Gene Ontology annotation, biological process: negative regulation of transcription by RNA polymerase II. Gene Ontology annotation, molecular function: methyl-CpG binding; double-stranded methylated DNA binding; chromatin binding. The coding region runs from base 2447 to 3646 and encodes 399 amino acids. NCBI's taxonomy places the organism in Eukaryota, Metazoa, Chordata, Mammalia, Rodentia, Muridae. The record is from RefSeq and is a predicted model, not a curated record. Gene Ontology annotation, cellular component: nucleus; heterochromatin.
GACAUUUUAAGAGCUGUGGAUAUGACUCCAUUAGGACACUUGUUUAGCAUGUGCAAAGCCUUGGUUCAAUACCAGUCCUGAAAAAAAAGGAUGCAUUUUAAAAUGAUAAGGGAUAAUUCAUUGGGAAGAUGUUAACAUUCAUAAAUGUACACAUGUCCAAGUACAGAGCUACAAAAAUGGAAGAAAAUUAUGAAGAUUAAAGAAAUCCACAAUAAUUCUGUUUGGGAAUUUUAAUUCCCUUUUUGGUAAUUGAUAGAACUGGAAGAAAAAUUCAGUGAGGGUAUAAAAGGUCUUAGCAUUACCAGUUACCCUGAACCUCAUUACAAUUCACAGAGUAAAAUCAUUGACUACAGCAUACCCAUUAUUACCAAAGGAGAGUGAUAAAUCUCAGUACUUUAUUCUUUACUGGACUGUAAAACAAAUCUUAGUAAAUUUUGAAGCUUGAUUAUAUUCUCUGAUCAGAGUGAGAUUAAGUUGAGAAUUGUAACUAUAAGAUACAGAAAAAGCCUCAAGUAAUUGAAAAUUAACACAUUUCCUAAGUUACUCAUGAGUCAGGAAAAAUCCCACAAAAAUUAGAAAAUAUUCUAAUUAUGAAUUACAAUGAAAAUAAUGUAAGAUUCAUUGAAUGUGCACAAAAUAUCACUUAGAAGGAAAACUAACAGCUUUAAGUAAAUUUUUUAAAACAAGAAAACAUGGCCAGGUGGUGGUAGCACACACCUUCUUCCAAGGCUGGAGUUACAGAUGGGCUACUGCACCUACCUGGCAUUUUAUGUGGGUUUCUGGGGGGUCUGAACUCCGAUCCUCAUUGCUUACUUGCACGGCAAAUGUGGCAAAUGGUUAAGGGAAACUUUUAAUGGAUAAUUCAUAAAAGGAAUUUGAGUCAUGACAUAGGAAUUAGUGACAUGCAGAUUACAAGUACGCUGAAAUGCCACUGUACAUCCACUGGGAUAACCAAAAUUAAAAACUGAUAGUAAGGGCUAGAGCUUUUGAUUAGUGGUAGAGUACUGGCCUGGCAGUGUGGUGCUGUAGGUUUGAUUCCCAAACAAAAAUUCCUGAUAACACCAAAUGUUGCUGAUAAUAUAGAGUAGGGCUGGCAAGAAAGAUGCCAGGGAACUUCCCAUUGCUGUGUUUGUCUUGUGUCUUGGUAGGAGUGUCUGUUACACAGCUGCAAAAGUCAUUAGAUGGCACACUUAAGAUUUAUAUACGUCAGUGAGUGUAAAUUUUAACUUAAAAAAUGAAGAUAAAAUUUUCAGUUUAAUGACAUGAUUGCCAAAGUGUUUGUGAAUUGUCUUAGUGUUUCUGUCGGUGAGAUGAAACACGAUGACCAAAAAGCAACUUGGGGAAGAAAAGGUUUAUUUGGUUUACAUUCACACAUCAUAUAGUCUGUCAUCAAAGGAAGCUAGGACAGGAACUGAAACAGGGCAGUAACCUAGAGGCAAGAGCUGAUUCAGAGGCCAUGGAGGGUGCUUCUUACUAGCUUUCUCCUCCUGGCUUUCUUAUAGAACUCAGGAUCACCAACCCAGGAGUAAUACAGCCUACAAUGGGCUGGGCCCUCCACAUCAAUCACUAAUUAAGAAAAUGCUCUACAUCUGGAUCUUAGGGAGGAAUUUUCUUAACGAGGCUCCCUCCUCUCAGAUGACUCUAGCUUGUUUCAAGCUGACAUCAAAACUAGCCAGAACAGGAUGAAGUGAUUCUUUUGUGAUGCAUUUAAAAGUGUAUAAGACCAAAAUUAAAGAAAGAUAAUCUGAUAGAUUAAUAGAUGGGUGAAUGCUGUGCUCAGUCUUUCUGUUUUUUCAGUUUACUUUCACAUACUCUUUCCACCCCCGUCAGCAUAGUGAUCUUCUUUUCUUCAGGCUGCAAGAAGGUAUAUUUUUAUUCUUCCCAUUGCUGACUGACUCCCUUGUAUAGAUGAACAAUACUUUUUCAGUCUGGCAGUUUCCUGUGAAUGGACAUUUGGGUCAUUAUAGACUUCUCUUCUAGGAAAUGAUGGCAUACUGGAAAACACUGUACAGUACAUGUGUUGUACCUAACCUAUUUUUUCCGAACUCUUAUAAUCUGUUUCCUCAUUGUAUAUGAUUCUCUUGUGGGAUUUCUCUAAAAUAUUUUUUGCUUUCUCUAGGGACAAAAUUGGAGUCUAUAUGAUACUGAUUCUCUGAACCUCCAACCCUGCCCUGAAGAGCUUCUGGGAUUGGGGGAGGAAAAGUCAGAAGACCAGGAUCUCCAGGGCCUCAAAGAGAAACCCCUGAAGUUUAAGAAGGUGAAGAAAGACAAGAAGGAAGACAAAGAGGGCAAACAUGAACCACUACAGCCUUCAGCCCACCAUUCUGCAGAGCCAGCAGAGGCAGGCAAAGCAGAGACAUCAGAAAGCUCAGGCUCUGCCCCAGCAGUACCAGAAGCCUCUGCUUCUCCCAAACAGCGACGUUCCAUCAUUCGUGACCGGGGACCUAUGUAUGAUGACCCCACCUUGCCUGAAGGUUGGACGCGAAAGCUUAAACAAAGGAAGUCUGGUCGAUCUGCUGGAAAGUAUGAUGUAUAUUUGAUCAAUCCCCAGGGAAAAGCCUUUCGCUCUAAAGUAGAAUUGAUUGCAUAUUUUGAAAAGGUGGGAGACACCUCCUUGGACCCUAAUGAUUUUGACUUCACUGUAACUGGGAGAGGGAGCCCUUCCAGGAGAGAACAGAAACCACCUAAGAAGCCCAAAUCUCCCAAAGCUCCAGGAACUGGCAGGGGUCGGGGACGCCCCAAAGGGAGCGGCACUGGGAGACCAAAGGCAGCAGCAUCAGAAGGUGUUCAAGUGAAAAGAGUCCUGGAGAAGAGCCCUGGGAAACUUCUUGUCAAGAUGCCUUUCCAAGCAUCACCUGGGGGUAAGGGUGAGGGAGGUGGGGCUACCACAUCUGCCCAGGUCAUGGUGAUCAAACGCCCUGGCAGAAAGCGAAAAGCUGAAGCUGACCCCCAGGCCAUUCCUAAGAAACGGGGUAGAAAGCCUGGGAGUGUGGUGGCAGCUGCUGCUGCAGAGGCCAAAAAGAAAGCUGUGAAGGAAUCUUCUAUACGGUCUGUGCAGGAGACUGUGCUCCCCAUCAAGAAGCGCAAGACCCGGGAAACAGUCAGCAUUGAGGUCAAGGAAGUGGUGAAGCCUCUGCUGGUGUCUACACUUGGUGAGAAGAGUGGAAAGGGACUGAAGACAUGCAAGAGCCCUGGGCGUAAAAGCAAGGAGAGCAGCCCCAAGGGGCGCAGCAGCAGUGCCUCCUCACCACCUAAGAAGGAGCACCAUCAUCACCACCAUCACGCAGAGUCCCCAAAGGCCCCUAUGCCAUUGCUCCCACCUCCACCCCCACCUGAGCCUGAGAGCUCUGAGGACCCCAUCAGCCCCCCUGAGCCUCAGGACUUGAGCAGCAGCAUCUGCAAAGAAGAGAAGAUGCCCCGAGCAGGCUCACUGGAAAGCGAUGGCUGCCCCAAGGAGCCAGCUAAGACUCAGCCCAUGGUUGCCGCCGCCGCCACCACCACUACCACCACCACCACCACAGUUGCAGAAAAGUACAAACACCGAGGGGAGGGAGAGCGCAAAGACAUUGUUUCAUCCUCCAUGCCAAGGCCAAACAGAGAGGAGCCUGUGGACAGCCGGACGCCCGUGACCGAGAGAGUUAGCUGACUUUACAUAGAGCGGAUUGCAAAGCAAACCAACAAGAAUAAAGGCAGCUGUUGUCUCUUCUCCUUAUGGGUAGGGCUCUGACAAAGCUUCCCGAUUAACUGAAAUAAAAAAAUUUUUUUUUUCUUUCAGUAAA